This is a messenger RNA of Acaulospora colombiana, 285 nucleotides long. Lineage: Eukaryota; Fungi; Glomeromycota; Glomeromycetes; Diversisporales; Acaulosporaceae. The record is from the annotation of a GenBank genome assembly.
AUGGCACACAUACGAACACAUAAAAACCCUGUUCUCAUUAAAGUCAAGAGCGAAACGUUAAUUAACGACCAAGAAGCAUUGCAAGGUAUAGCGAGAUACACAGCGAGUGAGGCCGUAAAAAGUCUGCCGCAAAAGAAGUUUGACGACAUAUAUAGAUUAAAAGAACACCUGUCCACGCGAGAUAAUAAACGUAAGGCCGUUACCAGGUUCUUUCCGGGAAUAAUCAGUGAUAUUGAGAAUAGGAAAAGAACGUAUGAUCUUGAAGGAGAUGGAAAUUAUGAAGAG